AUUAUGAGCCAGCUGCUCUGCUGAGCUCGACAAGGUAAAAUUUUCACACGCACUACACGUGAUUAAGUCAAGCGGAAAAACAAUAAGCUUUGAAAGUGGCUCCACAUGUCAGAAUCAGACAAACACAAAUGUAUGGUGAUGCAUGGAUUUCUAACUCAGCGAAAUCACUUUCUGUAAAACUAAAGGCUGAUGUCGAUGUGUUAUGUGAUGGGCCCUUCUUUGUUGAUCAUGUACCGGCCUCUGCACUGAAGUUCUGGUGAAUUAACAAAUUACUGUCAAGACUAAGGAUUAUUUGCUGAUGAGAACAGACCUGAUCAAUAUGGCUUCAGAAGAUGACCUCCAGAAAAGCAAUUCUGCCACCUAUCUGAUGUCUCUAUCUUAUCAACGCAAUGUAAUGCGUAACCAUCGUAAGAAGGCUGCUGCUGCUCAUCCUGUAUCAAGAUUAGCAGCAAGGAGACAGACCAUGCUUGGACCUCAGAGUAUUGUACUACCAGCCCAUCUUCAACAUCUACAGGGAGAAGAUAACUCAGAGAGCAAGUUAGAUGAAACAACGCUUAAGAGAUUAGAUUCCAUGCGUAGUGCACAUGCCUAUCAAGCUCAUGAUAUCAACAAACAUGAGGAUGAAGAAGAGGAGGAACUUGAGGUGAGGAGAAACAAGAUUCUUGGAGAUGCAGGAUUCUUACGACAUCAGCUCUAUGAUUUGACAGAAUCUCCUCUCUUUACUGGGUUCAUCCUCUGUGUUAUUUUGUUCAAUGCUUUUAUGCUGUGUGCUCUCACAUUCAGUGUAAUUAAAGUUAGAGCAGAAUGGCAUUUCAAGCUUAUUGACUACAUCCUUCUUGUCAUCUAUUUCAUGGAGUGUGCUAUUAAGAUCUAUGUUUGGCGUUGGGACUUCUUCAAAGAAAUGUGGAACAUUAUGGACUUUCUGAUUGUUAUAUCUAACGUGGCUGACUUUGGGAUUGAGAUCUUCUAUGGUGGUGAAGUUCAGAUUCUUGCCAUUCUAAGUAUCUUCCGAGCCAUGCGAGCAUUGAAAGCCCUCAGAGUACUAAAAACAGUCAGGUUUCUACGGAGCUUACAGGUGAUUAUGAAUACCUGUCUAGAAUCGGUUCAAUCUAUGGGGGCCAUCAUCAUGCUCAUCUCUCUCUUUCUCUAUAUAUUUGCUGUGAUAGGUCGUGGUCUGUAUGCUGACAUUGACAAAGAGAGAUUUGGAAACAUUGGAUCUGCUGCUCUUACUCUGUUCCAGCUCCUUACAUUGGAUGAUUGGUUCUACAUCUACUCAGAUGCUGUAGCUAGAGAUCCAAAUAACUUCCACAUAAUAUUCUACCUGAUAACCUACAUUGCUCUGGAGUAUUUCAUCUUUCUCAAUUUGUUUGUAGCUGUGUUGGUAGAUAACUUUCAACUGACGUUGGAUGCAGCCAGUGAAAGAGAUGCUCUCAGAAAAGCUGCUUUGAAAGAAGCUGAAGAUGCUCUCUUUGAUGAUGGUAUACACACACAUCCACUGGCUCCUAAACCAACAUUAUCUUCACUAAGUAAUGCCCAUAUCAAGAUGAAAACCAUUGAUGAUUAUUACGAUGAGGAGGAUUACUCUACUAGUGAGAAGAAAUACCUUAGUCACUUCCUACAAUUACUGGCUUCCAUUGAGCACAAUGGACAUAUCUUACGCAAUCAACAAGGAACGUUGGACAAAGUGGUACUCUUGGUUCAAGAUACGGUGGAUGAUGCAUAGAUAAAUUCCAUCUUCUCUUCAGACAGGACUCUUGGGAGAAGACAUCAUAAGAGUACAGUACUUUGUCUACAUUCUUAUGAACUGACAUGUCUGUGGCCAAUUCAGGAUAUGUACACUACAGACCAACUGGAAUCCUCCCAUGGACUGAGGGUGGUUCAGAGGAUGUUUGAUCUGUAUCAUUGAAUACAUACCUAUUCAACAUUGCCCAUUGAAUACCUAUUCAACAGUGCCCAUUGAAUACAGGUCUAUUUAACAUUGCCCAUUGAAUACCUAUUCAACAGUGCCCAUUGAAGACAGGUCUAUUCAACAUUGCCCAUUGAAUACAGGUCUAUUCAACAUUGCCCAUUGCUCUUAUUGCUACAUACAUGAUUAUGACAAAUGAUCUGGUGUGAAAAGGAAUGAUUGCAUUAUUUUCUGAAAUUGAACCACUGACUUUCCGUGAUGGAAGAUUUUUCUUGAAGAAGAAAAAACGGUGAAAAUUCAAAUAUUUUAUAACUUGUUCAGAAUUGUUUUCUUUUUUCAGUUCGUUUUUUUUUUUUUUUCCAUUUCUCUUUUUGUUUCUUUUGUUAUUUGAUUUAAAAACUAAAUAAAAGCUAACAACAUAUCUGCCAUAAUUCAUGUGUUGUGUAUUUUUGAAGAAAGAGGAAUUAAACACUUUAGAUAACAUAGUUUUAAAUUGUAACUAAAUCAAAAAAUGUCAUCCGUAUAUAGCCCCAAACCCACAUCAUUUUGCCUGGAUCUUUGGUUUUAAACCCCCCAGGUUGAUGUAUUGUAUAACAGGACAUUCAGCUUUAUACAGAGCUAGAAAUGCUUUAAAUGUUCAACUAAAUAACUAUCCAUAGAAGGGCACUGCAGCAGAAAUACUGUAUGACUCCAUUUUCAAAGAUAACACAUUAAACAAAGUCAUUGGCACUUGUAGGUUAAAAAACUAAAACGGGAAGAACAACAAAGUGGGUUUUUGCCAUAUAAAUCGGUCAUGUUUACAUUUAACAUUUUGUAAAUGCUGUUCAUCAUAAAAUGCUAUUGAAC
This is a messenger RNA of Strongylocentrotus purpuratus (purple sea urchin), 2752 nucleotides long. RefSeq names its product cation channel sperm-associated protein 1 (gene catsper1). The transcript has 13 exons. Bases 299 to 1723 code for a protein of 474 amino acids. The record is from RefSeq and is a predicted model, not a curated record. Gene Ontology annotation, cellular component: membrane; CatSper complex. NCBI's taxonomy places the organism in Eukaryota, Metazoa, Echinodermata, Echinoidea, Camarodonta, Strongylocentrotidae. Gene Ontology annotation, molecular function: calcium-activated cation channel activity; voltage-gated calcium channel activity. Gene Ontology annotation, biological process: spermatogenesis; calcium ion transport; transmembrane transport.